CCAAGAGAUUGCCCUUGUGUAGCCCAGCUCAGUGGAAGAAAGUUGAGCUUCCUCGUAGCCAAUCAUUGGAGGUUCACUGGGGGUGGGAAGGUUGCAAAAGAGUGAAGUAAGAGCAUACUUGGAUGUCAUCCAGGAAAGCAGUGCAGUUCUAUGAGUUCUACACAUAAAAGCCUCAAAACAACGGGUCAGGGAAGGGGGAAAGAGGGCAAGUGAGGGCGAGUCAUCUGGGCUGGAUGGCUCUGGCCUAUGGACUUGUCUUACUCUGAGGCCAUUGCUCUCUGCUCCCUGCUGCAACCUCCACCCUCUUAAGUCUCCAUCCCAAUGGCUUGGCAUGAGGAACUUUAGCGAAAUUUUCUAUCAGUUCAUGAUGCCAGUGUUAUUCUCCUUAGGGCAUCUGAUGGUGGCUAGCAGCCAUGUGGGCAGAGCUUACCAUUCCCCCACCCCCAGCCCCAGGCAAUGGCAGCGCUCUUCCAAAGGUGUCAGUUUACUCCUAUUUAUUUAGCCCUUGGCUAGAGAGAGUAGAAAGAUGAUCAGAUAGUGCCCAUCUCUUCAAGAGUGCCCCAGGCAACACAUUUUAGGUGGGAGAGGCCCUGUGGCAAGGAAGGCAGCAGAAUCCAGGGAAUACAAGGGAUGCAAUGCCAUUUUGGGUCGGGGAAGCCGAGAGGUAGUGGACCUUCCUCGUCCAGUUUGGGCCUCUAAUUGCCAGCUCAAAACACUGCAUUCCCCUGUAGGGACUUUGUGUUUGUGUUUUUGUCCUUGGGAACCUUGCAUUUCUGAUGUGAAUCUUUGUUUCUGGGUUGGAGCUUGACAUUCUCCUUGGGCCCAUUUUUUAUUUCAAAGCUGGGAAAGCUGCUGAGACCUACCUCCAUCACCUUUGCCUCUCUACCCCACACAGGCUGUAAGCACAUGAUCUUUGGUCUUUUAUUUGCAUACUGUAUUAGUCUUGCCUUCAUUGGAGGGAAGUGACUGGUCAGACCUGGGUUGUGUUGCUGGCUGCCUUCCUUGUUGGGCUCCAACUUGCUUCCUAUAUACACAGCCCUUGGAGUUCAGAGGCCCCUCCUGACCUCUGCCCAACCUCUCGCUUUCUGCACCCAAGCCCCUUCUAGUACAUACAGGAGCAGAGACAGGCUAGGACCAGAGGAAAGGGAAGAGGGGACUGAAGACAGACUUUGAGAGGGCUCAGAAACCCAGCGUACCCCCCGUCCCAGCCCUGUCCACCUGCUGCUGUGGCCACAGCAGUACGAUAGUAAGACAGGAAGUAAGGCCAGGUACCUUGUGGGCAGUGAUGUCAUUAGCUGCUACUCCUAAGAUGUCUCCAGAGAUGGGCGAGCUCACCCAAACCAGGUUACAGAAGAUCUGGAUUCCACACAGCAGCGGCAGCAGCAGGCUGCAACGGAGAAGGGGCUCAUCCAUACCGCAGUUUACCAAUUCCCCCACGAUGGUGAUCAUGGUGGGUUUACCAGCUCGAGGCAAGACCUAUAUCUCCACGAAGCUCACACGAUAUCUCAACUGGAUAGGAACACCAACUAAAGACAACAUGGAGGCCCUGCAAAUCAGGAAGCAGUGCGCCCUGGCAGCCCUGAAGGAUGUUCACAACUAUCUCAGCCAUGAGGAAGGUCAUGUUGCGGUUUUUGAUGCCACCAACACUACCAGAGAACGAAGGUCACUGAUCCUGCAGUUUGCAAAAGAACAUGGUUACAAGGUAUUUUUCAUUGAGUCCAUUUGUAAUGACCCUGGCGUAAUUGCAGAAAACAUCAGGCAAGUGAAACUUGGCAGCCCUGAUUAUGUAGACUGUGACCGGGAAAAGGUUCUGGAAGACUUUCUAAAGAGAAUUGAGUGCUAUGAGGUCAACUACCAACCCUUGGAUGAGGAACUGGACAGCCACCUGUCAUACAUCAAGAUCUUCGACGUGGGCACACGCUACAUGGUGAACCGAGUGCAGGAUCACAUCCAGAGCCGCACCGUCUACUACCUCAUGAACAUCCACGUCACACCUCGUUCCAUCUACCUAUGCCGGCAUGGUGAGAGUGAACUCAACCUCAGAGGCCGCAUCGGAGGUGACUCUGGCCUCUCAGUUCGCGGCAAGCAGCAGGUGACUGUCAGCACAGAGAGCUGCCCUGAGGGACCCACCCUUGAAUCACUCUUCUCCCCAACUCUGCACUCCCCACCUCACCCCAACACAGGUGUCACACUGGCAGCCCCUGUCCCCACCUAUAACUGUGUCCUUCUUGCCCUCCCCACUCCCAAGGCCCAGCACCGGCUCCAUGGUGUGGUCCAGGAAGCCCUCCCCAUCCUCUCCUCCCUCCCAGGCAGGUUGCCAUGCCCUGGGCUCCCGCUCUCCCAGUUCUGGCCCAUGUGUGGCUCUACUGGCCUGAGUCUCUUCUCCCCAGCCCAGGACAGUGACCUGCACGUUCUGGGUGCUGGCUGAAUAAAGAGAUCCAUUUCCACAGCA
Messenger RNA from Cebus imitator (Panamanian white-faced capuchin), 2452 nucleotides. It is a transcript of the gene PFKFB1, whose product is annotated as 6-phosphofructo-2-kinase/fructose-2,6-biphosphatase 1. Gene Ontology annotation, molecular function: ATP binding; 6-phosphofructo-2-kinase activity; fructose-2,6-bisphosphate 2-phosphatase activity. NCBI's taxonomy places the organism in Eukaryota, Metazoa, Chordata, Mammalia, Primates, Cebidae. The record is from RefSeq and is a predicted model, not a curated record. Gene Ontology annotation, biological process: fructose metabolic process; fructose 2,6-bisphosphate metabolic process. The transcript is spliced from 9 exons. Bases 1286 to 2428 code for a protein of 380 amino acids. Gene Ontology annotation, cellular component: cytosol; 6-phosphofructo-2-kinase/fructose-2,6-biphosphatase complex.